Molecule: messenger RNA, 3186 nt
Organism: Hyalella azteca
Lineage: Eukaryota; Metazoa; Arthropoda; Malacostraca; Amphipoda; Hyalellidae
Exons: 7
Coding region: 569-1762 (397 amino acids)
Source: RefSeq, a predicted model, not a curated record
AUCAGUGCAUCAAUGGCGUCGGCGUCGGAACAGCCACGCUCCAAAGAUUCGCGUGUUAGCAAAUCCGUCCCAUAAAUACCAGUAAAAUACGAUAAAUCAUCUCAAGAUGCUCAACAGUGUCAUUCAUUUGAUGUCACGAGGACGUGGAUAAAAUUUCCAGAUCACAGCGCGUGAAUCCAUGGAUGGAAGAUAAUUAGGAUACUGAGAGCCCUAAUAACCAAUGUUAAUAUAUGUGCUGGACUAGGGAACGACGCUAUCGCAGAAAACUUUCCUUAAAAAGUUUCGAAGAAGCCCAGACAUUUAAGGACAGUCUUGCACCAUUUAGAGACAGUCUCUGCCAUUAACCAGCAAUUACAACAGAAUAGAGUGAUUUUAAAGACCGAGGAGUGAUUUUGAAGUCCGAAGAAAUAUCGUUCGUUGUCAAUUAAACGAGGGUGUUAAGACAACAUACUAAUGCAUAUUUCGUGCCACAAUUGAAUAUUUCCGACGAACGCAAGUUUCAAAUAAUCAUGAUUAAUAAAGAGUAGAUCAUCCACUUCGAGGAAGUUUUCAAACUGUUGCAAGAGCCAUGAACCAAAUUUUAUCCCAGAUGCCGAAAGCGUGGCGGCGCUUAUUGAUGAACAUUGCGGUGUUCUUAUUAGUAAGCUAUUGUCUUAUUGCUUUAUUUUCCGCCCGUACAAUUACUCACACAUCAUAUGAGCAUAGAAGACCUCCAGUAGACAUAAAUUUUGCGACGGACAUGAGGCCAGGUUUGCCGUAUGUACCCGGUAGAGUCAAGCUCUUCCCCAGCGAAAACAGGUCCAUGGGACUGGCUCCAAGUUAUCCAGCGUCGUUUUUUCACACUCUUCACCCAGACCUAUUCCCAUACGUCACGGAUGACCCGGAGGGACGAAUGGAUGAACUCCUUACUUUAGACUUGGACAGCCUGUCAGAAUCGGAACUGUUGGAACGCGUACUCGAAGGUUUUACGAUACCGACAUACCAAUGUCGGAAAAUGGUCCGCAUCGGUGGAUCCUACUGCACGGGUCGGGCGGAGGCGGAAAAGGUGGUCUGUUUCGAUGCUGAUAUGCGCCCCGAGAUCGAUGACUGCUUGGUGUACUCUUUCGGGGUGGGCCACGAGCUCUCCUUCGACAUGGCAAUCGCAAAUUAUGGUUGUGAUGUCUUCGCGUUCGACUCCGAUUACAGACACAUGAGUUAUCCUAGAAAUAUUUAUCCAAGGGUGACGUUCCUAAAAGUAAGACUGGGCUGGAGAAGGGAGGUGCUUGUGCUGACCGAUCCUUCGGGGAGAUUCCCUUACGUGUAUCGACCACUACACGACCUGAAAAUUCACCUAGGCCACGCCCAAGCACAAAUAGCCUUUCUGAAAAUAGACAUUGAAAAUUCUGAGUGGGACGUCUUCGAAAAAUCUGUUUUCAAGACUCGCGUGCUGGAGAGAACCAAACAGCUGUCGCUUGAGGUGCACCUGGAUUACCUCUACCCUGAAAGCCAGUUCGACCAGCACCCGGACGGCCAGCUGGGGGGCCUACGUUCGAUAGCACGGGUUUUGCGCGGCCUGCACCAAAGAGGCUUCCGUCUGGCAUUCUACGAGCCCAACUACAACGCUCCCGUGAACCGGACGCUGCAUGGUCGCAACUUUCACAUUUACUUCGAGACUGUCUGGCUAAACACCAAGCUUUGGCCCAGCGUUACAACGAAAGCAGCUCCUGAUUUGAACUCCUUUGAUACCAUGCCGUCAGUGGGAAUAAUUCAUAACAGUGAAUGACGUUAAGUUUCAGAUGCCGAGCUAGUGGCGAUCAAAAUUUUUAAGUAAGCAUUCAUUAACGAAAAUGGAGAUUUAUUCCGUAAACCGUCCAACGACGGACUAGAGGAAAUCAAUCGACAUCAGUCUCACGCCUCUCCAAAUGUAGCUCGACCAGGGAUAGAACAUAAAUAAAUUUAUUUCAAUUUAUUACCACUUAAAAAUAAAUUAAAUUGCCACAGCAGUUAUAUCGCUAAAAUUAAUCUUCGUUACAGCUUAAAAUACAACCAACCAAUAAUGAUUAUCAAAAUAAAGCAUCAUGACGUUCUAUCAACUAUAGUUUAAAAAUCGUUAAUCUCCAUCAUUUUUUAAAUUAGAUUGUAAAAUUUUGAGAAGCAAAUGCCUCAACGUUCUUUAUUAUUAUUAAUCACUGCGUGUAUUUGCAUGCACAAUAACAAUGUUAAUGUGGUUCAUAAAUUGAACACCAACAUGACGUCAAUUAACAAGCGCUAAUCCAGUUGACGAAAAUAAUUGACUAAGUAAAAACAAUUCUCUGGUAAUUUUCUCUGCGGUGCAGUUUUGGAGGGAAACGCCGCACUGAAUUUCGAAUGACUCAGCAUUUCAAACCAACAAGUUGUUUUUGCUGAACAAGAUGGCAGGCUACUUUGAGACAUGAUCAUGCUAAUCAAUAACUCCUCGUCUAUCACACGACACAGCUGCACGUAUGGGCUUACAUUCUACUAGGAGCUAGCAGAAAGAUUUAACAGCUACGCAAGAAACGACGAGUAGACAAGAUUUAUUAAGCUACGAGCAAGCAUGUGAAAUUUUUUAUCCGAAAAUUGCAUAACAGGUGAAAAAUAUACACGUGUCAACCCAUGGUCGUAUCUGCGACUAACGAUGUAAUCACGUACAUGUAAGACAAGUUUGAGAUGACCGAAAAUGUUAUUGGAAACGCCAGUGAAUCUGGUCAACACUAAACUUACGAUAAACUGCAACAAUCGUUGAAAUGACCGGGUGUAAAAGAAAAUGCUUAAGCGACUAACCAAUUGAUAACAAAUUACACACGCUAGCCUGCGCCACAAUGAUAAAGUUUAUUCGAAUUAAAUUGCCAUUUCUUUUCAAACCAAAUCCUCUUGGCUAGUUUAGAUCAGUCCGGGAAAUAUGCAUUUUUCACUACCAUUUUAGUGUUGUAAAAGUCAAUUUAGGAAUCAAAGGAGGAAAGUUGGUUCAUAAUAUCAUGUGGCAGCAAAUUUGGUCAAAAUCAAAAUAACCCGAUUUAUCUGCACCGUGGAAACAAUUCUCUACUUGAAUGGCAAAUACAUCAAGGCGAAAAUGGGUGCAAACAAGUAUUUGCAGAAUAGCUAAACCUCAGAAUUUAUUAGAAUCAAAUGCUGUGCCAAGAAUUGAUAAAUAAAGUAAUUAAAAGAAGGACAAAUCUUUUAACGGGU